Messenger RNA from Saccostrea echinata, 1590 nucleotides. RefSeq lists its product as uncharacterized. Lineage: Eukaryota; Metazoa; Mollusca; Bivalvia; Ostreida; Ostreidae. The record is from RefSeq and is a predicted model, not a curated record. Gene Ontology annotation, cellular component: extracellular matrix. Bases 72 to 1049 code for a protein of 325 amino acids. The transcript has 2 exons.
AGGCGCUUGAUAUAUUACACCGCAAGACGCAUUUUGAAAAGAAGCUUUGAGAUGUAAACAACUUUCUUUUUAUGACUAUGGAGAGACAGAUUGCCAUUCUCAUGGUAUUUAACCUAAUUCAAAACACUGCUGGGUUUCUCCCGACAAAAUGUACGGCGGAUAGAGACGUAAUCACUUGCUUUAAUCAGACCUACAUAACUCCAAAAAGCUUUCCACCCAGCAUGGUAGAACUUCGUCUGGCACAUUCAACAAUAACUAAUAUACAGGGUGGAUUCCUACAUACUUUGACCAGAGUUGCUCCCGGUUUGAAAACAAUCAUCAUUAAUUCAUCAGCUAUCAAAUACAUGCACGCUUGCUCAUUUUCGACUGUUUCUAACCUAAGUCAAAUAUUAGUCCAGGAUUCCAGUGUAAAAGAAAUCGUCCAAAAUGCAUUUUCUGACCUGAAGUCUAUACAAAAAAUUGAAUUCAUCAAUGUUCGUAUCGAAGAAAUUUCAAAGUUGGCCUUUCACGGAGUUCAAGGGAUCGGACUGUUCAAAAUGGACAACCUGACAGUGCAGAAUAUGAGUUACGCCUCUUUUGCCGAGCUGGAAGAUGUCAACGUCCUACAACUAACCAACUCUUAUAUUCAGUUGACGGAGAGUCAGCCUAUCGUCAAUCACAAAUCAGUCUCGUCCUUGGUAAUCACAGGCAAUACAUUCAAGUCCACGCUUUGUGGGUUCAAUAUACUUCAACCAGGUCUGGUUUUUACAAAUAACAAUCUCACAUGCAACACCGAAAUGGCCGCCAAUCUUAGUUCUAUAAGAAACAACAGAUGUCUCUGGAACGUGAAGGAUGUGUGCCCGGAGUUAAAAGACACUAGCAUAGUAAAACACAGUUACGAUUGCCGAGCUAUAACACUAGACGAGGGCAUUCAACCAGUGUCCCAAAAUGAAAUUUUAGACAUAGAGGACUCGGAAGGUCCCAGAAGCUGUGGACUGAGCAGUCUUUGUACCUUAAAUAUAUCGUCCUUGUUGAUUAUGUAUAGCGUACUUAUUUCUUUUUUAGCCUGACAUUACUACCCGUUACUUUUUUCUCAACUCAAUAAUUGUAAAUCCUAAGUCGUUUUAAUUCCACGGUGUUAAAAUUUCAUGAAUUCUCAAAAAGUGCUAAUCGCGAUGAUUUUAAUUUCACGCUGCAAGAAAUUAAUUCAAAUUUCGUAUAAGCAUUUAAAAGUUUUUAAAUACUAAUAAUAGCAUUCACGAUGGGUUAAAUUUCGCUUCAAAAUGAUAAAUCGCGAACAUAGUGAAAUUAAAACUAUCAUGAUUAUUUGCCAAUCUACAGUAUGAGUGAGCGGUAUCAAUCAGUCGACUGCCAUUCUAUGGAUAUGUAUACAGUAAACCACGUUUAAAGCAAUCAUGGAUAUUGCAAAACCAUGCUUACCCUGAACCUAUAUAUGUUAUUUAGUGGAGAUAAAAUUUGAUGCAUCCAUUUCACUCAAGCCUGGUGAUUCGCUAAUAUGUACUAUUCGGGGCUGUCCCCCCCCCCCCCCCCAAAAUGUCAACAUUUUUCGUUCACUGAUAUUAUGAAAUUAAAUUUUUACAUGUACCGUAA